Molecule: messenger RNA, 1719 nt
Organism: Parnassius mnemosyne (clouded apollo)
Lineage: Eukaryota; Metazoa; Arthropoda; Insecta; Lepidoptera; Papilionidae
Source: the annotation of a GenBank genome assembly
AUGUUUCCACUUUUAAACGACGCUGCUAUCGAAGAGAUGCUUUAUGACUCUGGGGACGAGGGCGAUGACAACGACGAAAUCGAUACGGACUACUUUAUUGAAGAAAACCCCGAACAUUCAAGUUCCUCUUCUUCUGAUGAAGGCGAAGAAAAUGAUGACGAUAACAUACCUUUGAGUAUGCUAGCAGGAUGGCAGAAGAAGCCCUUCAAUGGCAAACCUCUUCCAGAAGAUGCUGUUCGUGACCCAGGAGAUAUUAAAACCCCAUACGAAUAUUUCGAGCGCUAUUUUACUGACGAGAUCAUGGAACAGAUGGCUUUGACCACAAAUCAAUAUUAUAUGGCCAAUACUGGUAUACAAAUGAAACCUAUUUGUUCUUUACUAGAUAUAAAGAAGUUUUUCGGAAUACAUGCCAUUGUUGGGUGUAUAAAAUUUCCAAGACUGAAGAUGAUUUGGAACGAAAAAUACAGGUACGAACCGAUUGCAAAUGCAAUGUCUAGGGAACGGUUUUUCCUUUUAAGGACAAACUUGCAUUAUGUAGACGUGACAGCGGUGAAUCAGACUGAGGAACAAACCAAAAAUAGAUUAUGGAGGGUGCAGCCUGUCAUUGAUGCCGUCCGAAAAAGGUGCCUGCAGUUGCCAAGAGAUGCUGGUAACUAUUCAAUCGAUGAACAAAUGAUACCUUUUGAAGGUCGAUGCAAUUUGAAAGUAGUCGUAAAAAACAAACCUCGUCCAGCAGGAUUGAAGAAUUUCGUUUUAACUACCUCCAAGGGACAAGUUCUAGAUUUCGAAAUUUAUCAAGGCUCUAGUACAAACUUACCCGAUUCGGAGCAUUUCGGAGUUGGUGCUGCUGUUGUAUUACGCUUGGCCAAUACACUCCCAGAAGGCAGUUUUAUUUAUUUCGAUAGGUAUUUUUCCUCACUGCCGUUGAUGAAAGAGUCAGUUAAAAGAAAAAUAGAAGGAACAGGAACUUUGAUGGCCAACCGAUUUAAUACUAAAAAGAAAACGCUCUAUGAAUUCAAGAAGGAUAAUAGGAUGGCUAGAGGAGAAGAUGAGGAAGUUGUCAACAGGGAAAACACCUUGAGCGUCAUAAAAUGGAAGGACAACAAAGGGGUACUCAUGGUCUCAACUGCUUUUGGAGCAGAACCGCGAACCCAGGUGUCAAGAUGGGAUAAAAAGAGGAAACGGUACAUCGAAGUCUCAUGUCCAGCCAUAGUUAAAAAUUACAACACUUUCAUGGGUGGUGUUGAUGUUUGCGACCAGAUGAUGGAGGCUUAUCGAACAUGGCGUAAAACCAAAAAGUGGCCUGUGAAAGUGAUCAUCCACAUGUUUGACCUGGCUAUAGUAAAUUCUUGGUUCGAGGAUCAUGCUGACUGCAAAGCCCAGAAUCGAAAAUCUAAGGACAUCAUGGAUUUGUUGGCGUUCAGGUUAUCUAUUAGUGACCACCUUCUAAAUGGUCCUCCAAGAAAGAGACCAAGGGAAGAUUUGGAAUUCGCUGAUAUGCCUACCUCUUCUAAAUACAGAGUGAAGUCUCUUCCCACAGUUGACCGACAGUACGACGGUUUUAAUCAUUGGCCAGUCUUCGACACUCUGAAGCAGCCUCGUUGCUGUCGUGCUCCUGGCUGCACUAGUCGUAGUCGUUGUCGUUGCUCAAAGUGUGAUAUUUACUUGUGCCUUAAUAAAGACCGCAAUUGUUUUUUUGAUUUUCACAACAAAGACUGA